Mangifera indica (mango) is the source of this 2159-nucleotide messenger RNA. RefSeq names its product probable flavin-containing monooxygenase 1. Lineage: Eukaryota; Viridiplantae; Streptophyta; Magnoliopsida; Sapindales; Anacardiaceae. The transcript has 7 exons. Gene Ontology annotation, molecular function: flavin adenine dinucleotide binding; NADP binding; N,N-dimethylaniline monooxygenase activity. The record is from RefSeq and is a predicted model, not a curated record. Bases 416 to 1981 code for a protein of 521 amino acids.
CAACCACGAUGCCUUUUCCUCCAUUGAUAUUAAUAUUAUAUUAUACUCCUACUAUUCAACUAAGAUGAUCCAAUAAUAGUCCCUGUACUAUAGUCUACAUCUGAUAAGAUUAUAUUGUGUCUUUCCAUGCGAUAUGUUGACAAAUGCAGCAUGUGUCGGCAAAAUUCAACUCCAAAUUUCCCUGUUGUUCAAGAUUGAGUUCUGAGUAUAUCGAACAAAGGGAUAUUGAAGCCCACUAACUGGCCAUACUGAAGCAGCUAUCUAAGACUGAUACCAGAAGCAAAAGCUCCAAGAAAAGAUUGACUUAUUCAUAAGAUUAGAAGGGCUUCGUCUUUGCGGUGGUGGUGUUGCUUUUUCACUUGAGGGCUCUAAGGAGGAAGAAACAUGUGCAAUUGAUAUCUAAUACUAGUUAGCUAUGGAGAAAAAAAUAGCCAUCAUUGGAGCUGGUAUAAGUGGUCUUCUUGCCUGUAAGUACGUUUUGUCAAAAGGUCUCCAUCCUAUUGUUUUUGAGGCCCGAAGUAGCGUUGGAGGAGUAUGGAUCAAAACUGUAGAGACAACAAAAUUACAAACUCCUAAACCAGCAUAUCAGUUCUCUGAUUUUCCGUGGCCCUCUUCAGUCACUGAAGAGUUCCCUAAUCAACAUCAAGUCCUUGAUUAUAUUCAAUCUUAUGCGAAUCAUUUUGACUUGCUUAAGCACAUCAAAUUCAAUACCAAGGUUGUUGGCAUUGAAUACGAAGGUGCUUCCGAUGAAGAGAUUCGAUCUUGGAGUUUAUGGAAUGGCAAUGGUGCGCCCUUUAGCUCUCGAGGGAAAUGGAAGGUUGCAGCAGAGGACAUCCAAAGCCAUUCAACCGAGGUUUACCAAGUGGACUUUGUAAUUCUCUGCGUAGGGCGAUUUUGUGAUGUUCCAAACAUCCCAGAAUUCCCUCCAAACAAGGGUCCAGAAGUAUUUCAUGGCAAGGUGAUACACUCUAUGGAAUAUGCCGACAUGGAUUACAAAGGUGCUGGCGAGUUUGUGAAAGGGAAGCGAGUUACUGUGGUUGGGUUCCAAAAAUCAGCAAUGGACAUUGCAAUGGAGUGCACUGCAGCAAAUGGGGUGGAAUUUCCAUGUACCAUAAUGUACAAGACUGAACACUGGAAUGUCCCUGAUUACCUUCCCUGGGGGGUCCCUUUGGGAUACUUUUAUCUGAACAGGUUCUCGGAGUUUUUGAUUCAUAAACCUGGAGAAGGAAUUUUACUGAGCCUCUUGGCAACAAUGUUUUCACCACUGAGAUGGGCAUUUUCAAAAUUUGUUGAAAGUCAUAUCAAGCACAAGCUUCCAUUAGCAAAGUACAAAAUGGUUCCCAAACACAGUUUCCUCAAGCAACUGAAUACAUGUUUGGUUGCAACGGUGCCAGAAAAGUUCUAUGACAAAGUUGAUGAGGGCAGUAUCAUUUUGAAGAAAUCUCAAAGCUUCAGCUUUUGUGAGGAGGGAAUUUUAAUCAACGGAGAGACAACACCUCUGAAGACAGAUAUAGUCAUAUUGGCUACAGGAUUCAGGGGUGAUAAAAAGCUCAAAGACAUUUUUGUCUCCCAAAACUUUCAAGACUACAUUUUAGGCUCUCCUAGGGAAGCAGUUCCACUUUACAGGGAAAUCGUUCAUCCCCGAAUUCCUCAACUGGCAGUAAUUGGAUUCUCAGAAAGUCUUUCAAACUUGUAUACCUCAGAGGUGAGAUGCAGGUGGCUCACAGAACUUCUUGAUGGAACAUUCAAUUUACCUAGCAUAAAAGAGAUGGAAAAGGAUAUAAAGAAAUGGGAUGAAUUCAAGAAGCAAUCCUCUGGGGAAUACUACAGAAGAUCAUGCAUAGGUGUGCUUCAUAUAUGGUACAAUGAUCAACUGUGCAAGGACAUGGGAUGGAACCCCAAGAGGAAGAAAGGAUUUUUUGCUGAACUAUUUGAGCCUUAUGGACCAUCGGAUUAUGUCCCAUCUUCAAGAAGCAAUUAAACAAUGUGUCACUGCAAAAUGUUUAUGUUGGAUUGACCAGUUCUUCAAAAAAAAAAAAAUUGUCUUGUUUUGUGGAUUCAAAAGGGUUGUGCUAUAAAUAUUUGAUGUUUGUGUCUUGAUGAAGCUACAUGUAAAGCAGCAGCAAAAUCAAUGAAGAUUGCUAUUAUGUUCUGGAAAA